AUGUCUGCAGGUGAAUACUACGGCGGGCCUCCUCCGUACAGCCAGUACGGCGCGCCGCCGUCCGGACAACAGGAAUACGGCGGCUACAAUGGCAGUCAGCAAGGCUAUCCUCCUCCCCAGGGCCAGUAUGGAGCGCCCCCGCAACAGGGCUAUUAUCCGCCGCAGUCGCAACCGCCGUACAGCUCCCAUCAGCAGCCGCAGUAUUCCUCGCCGCCCCCUCAGCACGGUCAACAAGGCUAUGCACCACCAUACGGCGGACCUCAAGCAGGCCCAGGUGGCUAUGACUAUGGUCAGGGUGGACAAUCUGGAUAUCCGUCGGAGCGUGGUCACUCGUCAUAUCCGCAACAACAGGCCCCUCACCAGGGCGAAAGCGCCUCAUACUACAACUCCCAGCCUCCUCAUGGUCAUGCACAAGCUUAUCCUGGCGGAUCCGGUGGACCUGGUGGACAGGAGGGCGAAAAGGGUCUUGGCACAAGAAGCACAAGAAGCACAAGCACAAGCACGGUCACAGCCGACACAGCUCUAGCUCCUCAAGCUCCAGCAGCAGCAGCAGCGACUAGGAAACCACCGCAGAGAGAUGCAACUAUUCCGGAACGACUGUCGAAUGCGAUCGUGGUUAGCGACGCUCUGGUGUAG
This is a messenger RNA of Rasamsonia emersonii CBS 393.64, 636 nucleotides long. RefSeq lists its product as uncharacterized. The record is from RefSeq and is a predicted model, not a curated record. The coding region runs from base 1 to 636 and encodes 211 amino acids. The transcript has 4 exons. NCBI's taxonomy places the organism in Eukaryota, Fungi, Ascomycota, Eurotiomycetes, Eurotiales, Trichocomaceae.